GAGAAGGCCUUGCAACCCGCAGGCCUAAGCGACAAGGACAAGAAGAAGCUAAACAAGUUGCUGCUGGGAGGCCGCACUUUGAAGCUACUGGAGGACUUUCCCCCCGACAUUCCUUCUAUCUUAGUUGUUUGGACAGCGAACGCUGACGACAGAGAUGCUGUUCAUGCCUUGCUCGCAGGAUAUCAGCCCGAAGCGAGGGAGGCUGCUGUCACAGAGGUGAUGCGGGACCGCAUUGUUGAUAAGAAAACUCGAGCUAAUCUAGAGAAAGGACCGCAUGAGAAUAUUGCGGUUGUCGAGAUCUCAGACCUGCUCGCUUACUUGCUGACUGGCGAGGGAAAGGAUUUUACACAGGCGGUGGAUGACUUGCUGGUGGAACAGGUUGAUAAAACUAAAGCGGCUCUACGGGAACGCAUUCGCACCGUCCUCGGCCACUGUGAGAGCGGCACCGACAAGAUCUCCAAGAUUGGAAAUGACCCCUCGCGGAGCUUUCGAAUGACCAUCAGCAAGCCGAUGUCACACGCUACAGGAACGUCCAGCUGGCUACCGUGUUGUAGAUGGCGGUUCAGUGGCGAUCCGCGCAAGAAAGAUACCCAGUCAAAAGUUCCGACAGGUGACAAAGCGUCUUCAACAGCUGACAAAGAGUCUUCAACAGGUGACAACGCGUCUUUGACAGGUGACAAAGAGUCUUCAACAGGUGACAACGCGUCUUCGACAGGUGACAAAGAGUCUUCAACAGGUGACAAAGCGUCUUCAACAGGUGACGAUGCGUCUUCGACAGGUGAGAAAGCGUCUUCUGCACUGAACUUGGGAUGCCAGAACCUGUUCUACGUCCCGAAAGUGCAGGCAUCCCUGCGACAGCUUUGCAUACCCAUGCGAGCAGUACGCAGAAAUAAAGUUCUGAAGGCGCUGGCGGAUACUCCCAACGAAGAGACCUUGGACUCAGAUACCCGGCUUAUCGCGGAUACCGUGGAGGCAAUCGUGUCAGCGGCAUGGCUGCAGCUGCGAUUGUUUACCGCCCUGGAUGCUGGGCUCUGCAUGCUGGCAGUGUUUUGCUUGUGUCUGGUAACGUAUUCAUGUGGUUUUGGCGCUGCCAUCUAUGGUCAGCUGCGGAUCACCAAAGACACCCGAUACACUGACAGCCUUCAGGCCAUGGCAUUAAAAGUCCCGCAUGUGGAUUCCGAAGUCAAGGGCCUUUGA
Molecule: messenger RNA, 1197 nt
Organism: Symbiodinium pilosum
Lineage: Eukaryota; Dinophyceae; Suessiales; Symbiodiniaceae
Source: the annotation of a GenBank genome assembly